This is a messenger RNA of Mycena indigotica, 2478 nucleotides long. Its product is annotated as GH16 domain-containing protein. The transcript has 13 exons. Lineage: Eukaryota; Fungi; Basidiomycota; Agaricomycetes; Agaricales; Mycenaceae. Gene Ontology annotation, cellular component: plasma membrane; endoplasmic reticulum membrane. Gene Ontology annotation, biological process: fungal-type cell wall organization; (1->6)-beta-D-glucan biosynthetic process. Gene Ontology annotation, molecular function: glucosidase activity. The record is from RefSeq and is a predicted model, not a curated record. The coding region runs from base 1 to 2478 and encodes 825 amino acids.
AUGUCGCGCUAUAGUUACGACCCCCUCGCUAUCGAGGACGACGAUAGGCGCUCGCGCGGCUCGAGUCUACCGCCAGCCUCGAGCUCAGCCACACGCUUGAUCCCGCGAAAGCCGCCGCCGCGCGUGUCGAGCCGCUCCCCGUCUCCACUGUUGGAUGCCACCCCCACACCCUUGGGCCCCCGCUUGCGCGUAACGCGCAGUCCUUCGCCCUCCACUGGAAGCAGCCGCCCGCCUUCUACCGACUUCGAUGUCGACUUUGUUCCCAUGAGCCCACAGCCAAGCUCGCGAAACGCACAUGCGCGGACGGAUUCAAGCGCCUCAUUACUCCCUCCCCCACCACGAUACAGCGGAGACAUAUCCCCCGCCUUCUCCCACGCGUCCCUGCCCUUGCCACCCUCCGACUACUCCGAUCGCAGCCGGAGCCACUCCCCGCCGUCGGACUAUUCGGACGGAGAGGAAGAGGAUGGAGACAUGCGCUUCGAAGCCCCGCGACCGUUGCCCGCGCCACUCCCGCGGCCCCGGUCUCUCCUCCAAGCCGACCCGCCCACCCCACAUGCCACAUCCUCACCAUUCAGCUUUACCUCCUCGGCAUUGCCCCCUGCAACUAACUACUCUGAUUCACCCUACGCCCUCCCACCCCGACUUCCUUCGCCAGACAAGGACUAUCUUGACGUCCCUUUUCGGCCCCGGUAUCCACGGGCAGGGAGUGUAGUCAGCGAGGGAGUGGCGCGGCCUUCUCAUCGCCGCGGCGGGCCAGCAGGGCUGGGUUCCAUGGGCGGCAGCUCGGAACACAGCAGCAUCGACUUCAGCGCAGGGUCGCGGCCAGGAUCCGCGCCGCCCGAAAAGUUUGACGCGUUUGCGUAUUCGCUCCAUCUCGGCCCCGAAGACGACGACGCGCUGCACGACCCGCGGGUCAAAUUCAGCGGUGUCUAUACGCGUUUCGCAGGCGUGAGCGUGUUUACGGCGCGGGGGGUGCUCAAUUUGGGAUGCCUGGUGCUGCUUGUGGCGAUCUUGGCGGUGCUGUUCCUGGUGUACCCUCUGCAUCUUUACUUCACCGCUGCAAAACCCGGGCAAGCGCUGGUCGGCUCCAGCACGACUUCGGGCGUCAACGCGAGCGGGCAGGUGCCCAGCAUCGGGAACUUCGGCCUUGUCGAUCUGCAUACGCCCAAGAGCGCCUACUCGCUGCCCUCGUACCACGAUCCGAGCCAGACGCUGCAGCUCGUCUUCAGCGACGAGUUUGAAGAAGAAGGCCGCAGCUUCUACCCGGGCGACGACCCUUACUGGGAGGCUGUGGACCUGCAUUAUUGGCAGACGGGGAAUUUGGAGUGGUACGACCCGUCGAUGAUCUCGACGCGCGGCGGGGCGCUGGAGAUCAACCUCACGAAGGUGGCGGACCCGACGACGAACCACGGACUGAACUACAAGGGCGGGAUGAUGAGUACCUGGAACAAGUUCUGCUUCACUGGCGGGCUCAUUCUGGCGGACGUGAUGCUUCCCGGCGCCAACAACGUGUUUGGGCUGUGGCCCGCGUUGUGGACGAUGGGCAACUUGGGAAGGGCUGGAUACGGCGCUUCGCUUGACGGAAUGUGGCCAUACAGCUACGACGCGUGUGAUAUCGGUGCUGCGCCGAACCAGUCGUACGCCUUCACCGCGAUGGCGAGCAGCAAGACGGGCCCGCCCGGCGCAACCCUCCCCGACGGCACCCCGCUGUCGUUCCUCCCGGGCCAGCGGUUGUCGCGCUGCGUUUGCAGAGGCGAAACCCAUCCGGGCCCGUUCCACAAAGAUGGUAGUUACGUGGGCCGGUCGGCGCCGGAGAUCGACGUUUUCGAGGCCCAGAUCGGAGAGGACGCGAGCGGCGUCAACGUCGGGCAGGUCUCGCAGUCUGCGCAAUGGGCGCCGUUCAACGCGGAGUACCACUGGCUGAACACUUCCGACAACCUCAUCAUCCCGUCGCUCGAUGUCUCGCAUUUUAACAAUUACGUGGGCGGGAUAUACCAGCAGCCGACCUCGGUCGUUUCCACGACGAAUCAGGCGUGCUAUCAACUGGCGGACGGAUGUUUUGCACUACAAGGCUUUGAAUAUGCCCCGGGCUUCAACAAGGCGUACAUCACCUGGAUCAACAACAACGCAGUCGCAUGGACACUCAACGCCGGUGGUGUCGGGGGCGAUACCGCCUCGGGCAUCUCCGCACGACCGAUCACGAACGAGCCGCUGUACAUCCUUGUCAAUCUCGGCAUCUCCCCCGCCUUCGGGUUCAUCGAUUUCGAGCAUCUCGUCUUCCCCGCGACGAUGCGCAUCGACUGGAUCCGCGUCUACCAGCGGCGCGACGCGAUCAACGUUGGCUGCGACCCGCGGGACAUGCCCACGCAGGCUUAUAUAAACACGUACAUCGACGCGUACACGAACCCCAACUACACGACCUGGACGGACGACUUUGGGCAGCGCAUGCCGAAGAACAGCCUCGCGGGCGAUUGUUGA